UUCUCUUUUCGUCUUUUCCCAUCCUCUAAGAAAGUCUCAUACUCGAGUGUUAGGAGAAAAUAUAAUCAAAGGAUCAAAGAACAGUAAAAUCAUGAGCAAUCGUAUCGGAUUACUUGAUCUGGAGAAGCAUUUCGCCUUCUACGGAGCUUAUCACAGCAAUCCAAUAAACAUUAUAAUCCACACUCUGCUCGUAUGGCCAAACGUCUUCGCCACUCUCCUUUUCCUCUACUCCACGCCACCGGUUCUACAUCACUACCCUCAAUUAGGAGGAUUCUUCAAAUCCCUGACCUUUGACGGUGUCUUGCGCUUGGACAUUGGGUUUACUCUCACCGUCAUUUAUGCUGUUUUUUACAUCUGUUUGGACAAGAAAUCUGGUGUUUUAGCUGCUCUGUUAUGUUUCUCUUGUUGGGUUGGCUCUAGCUUCCUCGCAGCUAGGCUUGGACAUUCCUUAACCUUAAAGGUUGGAAUAGCUUCUCAGUUCUUAUGUUGGACUGGUCAGUUCCUCGGUCACGGCUUGUUUGAGAAACGAGCUCCUGCACUUUUAGACAACCUAGUACAAGCUUUUCUAAUGGGUCCUUUCUUCGUGUUGCUCGAGGUGUUGCAAUCUGUUUUUGGGUACGAGCCAUACUAUGGAUUUAAAGAACGCGUCGAGUCCAAGAUCAAGAGUGAAAUAAAAGAAUGGAGAGAAAAGAAGCUGCAGCUAAAGGAGAAAAAGAUCACUUAAAAAGCUCCGUUCGUUAUGGUCAAUGACAUUGUGUGAUUCGAAAAUUGUUCCCCUCCUCUGUUCGUAAUGAAUCAAAGCACACAAACAUAAGUUACAUGUACGAGUUACUUUUGUUAUUUUAGCCUCAGGCCCAUACCCAGGCCCAUUAACUAAUGCAAAGUCAUUGUAUAAUAGAUAAGGAAUCUUCCCAAGUUCCAUGUCGAUGAUAUAGUUAGUGUUGUUGGCACGAGAGUUGUUUUUAAGACACACAAGUUUGAAAGGGAUAACAUAGAUAGAUAGAUAAAGAAGAGUUCGACACUGUCUCACUGUCAGAAUUGU
Messenger RNA from Capsella rubella, 1042 nucleotides. RefSeq lists its product as uncharacterized. The record is from RefSeq and is a predicted model, not a curated record. The transcript has 4 exons. Lineage: Eukaryota; Viridiplantae; Streptophyta; Magnoliopsida; Brassicales; Brassicaceae. Gene Ontology annotation, cellular component: endoplasmic reticulum. Gene Ontology annotation, biological process: sphingoid catabolic process. The coding region runs from base 92 to 724 and encodes 210 amino acids.